UAUAGCUGAGUACUGCUGUACUGCGUAGUCAGCGUCAGUUAUCGUAGUGUACACUUUCGUGUUCAUUCCAAUUUAUUGUAAAUCCAAACGCGUAAAAUUGAUUUUCAUGUAAAAUAGUACAUAUAUUUAGAUAGAAAACAGAAAGCAGGAAAUUAGGAUAAUCGAUAUCAAGGCCGUGAUAGACUUCGAAUUAUCGCUGAAAAGGCAUAUAAAGUUGUACAAGCCUCUUCGGAGUUCUCCGCCCUUUUUAUCGCUCUUCGCAUAUCGUUAUUUGCAGAUAGAAUGAACAAUGGAGCACUCUUGUGACCACAAAAUGUGUUGCGAAGGAGCUUCGCGGUACAAUGUCUGUCAGAAUAUAGACGAACUUUAUUUCGAACGCGGGCUUUGGACAGCAGCGCUAGAUGGUGACGAGGAUCGUGUCCUUAAGCUACUGCAGAAGGGCGUCUUCGUCGAUACGCCGGACACGACCGCCGGCUACACAGCGUUGCAUUACGCAACGCGGAGUGGGCAUUACAACACGUGCAAGAUUUUGCUGCAGCACGGUGCGAAUGUGAACGCGUGCACCCGCAGCUUGAGAGCGACGCCUUUGCAUCGCGCGGCCAGCAUGGGCCAUGUUAAAAUCCUCAAGCUGCUGCUUACCUACAAAGCAGAUCCCAAUCUGACAGAUGUAGACGGUAGGACAGCUUUACAUCGGGCGAUUCCGACGAUAGCCGGCUCCGCUGAGGGCAUCGAAAUCCUUCAGUCAUUGUUGCGGAUCACCGAUCGCACUAUCAAAGAUAAAUACGGGCAAACUGUCGAUGACGUGUUUGAAAAUUGGAAAAUCACGCAGAGCGAUGAUGAAAAAAUAAAAAUAAUAGAGAGAUUGUUUUAUCGCAGUCAGGAAUAAUAAGAUGAGGAUGAAAAAUGUGUGGAAUUGCAAGUAUGCAUUUCUCUUUUAUAAAGAAAUCUCGUGAA
This is a messenger RNA of Cyphomyrmex costatus, 954 nucleotides long. RefSeq names its product ankyrin repeat domain-containing protein 39. NCBI's taxonomy places the organism in Eukaryota, Metazoa, Arthropoda, Insecta, Hymenoptera, Formicidae. The coding region runs from base 290 to 886 and encodes 198 amino acids. The record is from RefSeq and is a predicted model, not a curated record. Gene Ontology annotation, molecular function: protein binding. The transcript is spliced from 3 exons.